This is a messenger RNA of Morus notabilis, 1995 nucleotides long. RefSeq lists its product as uncharacterized. The transcript has 5 exons. Bases 68 to 1900 code for a protein of 610 amino acids. NCBI's taxonomy places the organism in Eukaryota, Viridiplantae, Streptophyta, Magnoliopsida, Rosales, Moraceae. The record is from RefSeq and is a predicted model, not a curated record.
CCUCUCUUUCCCAUUUCCCAUUUCUCUCGAGCGAAAGAAAACCCCAGUCCCUUCGAUCUGUCUAAGCAUGGUGAUGAGAAAUGCACUCAGUAAUGGCGGUCCUUUGAGAGGACAGAGGAGUAGAAAGGUUCAUACUCGGUACGUCUUUCACCGGUAUUACCUUCCUCUCUUUCCCAUUUCCCAUUUCCAUCUUACGAAAACCCUAGCUCCUUCGAUCUCUCUAAGCUUGGGGAUGAGAAAUACUUGCAGUAAUGGCGGUCCUUUGAGAGGACAGCGGAAUAGAAAGGUUCAUGUUCGGUACGUCUUUCACCGGUGUCACCGAAGCAAGCCAUCUACUCGUCUUCUGCGCCGAAUACUUGGAAGAUCCGUCCAGAAGGCCAUCUCUACCUCGAGGUUGGGAUUUGUGCCAGCGAUGUCGUCUUGCUCGUCGACGGGCUCCAACUCUCCGCGGGACAUUAUGUGGAAUGCAGGGCCAUCAAAUCAGCCCAACCAUAAUGAAUUUAGCGAUGACUCUGAUGAUGAAUAUGAGCUCGCAGCCGUCGUUGUUGUGUUGUGGUAUUACUACAUGUACAUGAGUAGACCACUACCUCGACCGAAGCACACGUCCACCUUCACAGGUAUAAUGUGUGUCGAGUACUUGCUUGAUGGACAUGAAGACGUAAUUAGGGCCAAGAUUAGGAUGGGCAGUGAAUGUUUUAAGCGUCUUAGUUCAUUGCUUGAGCUUCAAGGAUAUCUAAGACCUACUAGGAAUAUGAAUGUGGACGAGCAGCUUUUUAUUUUCCUAUACAUUGUGUGCCAAAAUUCAAACAACAGGGAAUCACAGGAUCAAUGGCAGCAUUCGGGUGCUACCAUCUCUAAGUACUUCAAGCUCGUGUUAAAGGCGUUGUGUAAGCUCCGCGUUGACUUCAUAAAACCACCGAAGUUCAACAUUAUCGAUCCAAUGCUUGCGGCACAUGGAAGCAAGUAUUUGCCAUGGUUUCAGAAUUGUAUUGGAGCUCUUGAUGGGACUCACGUCCCUUGCGUUCCACCACGUGCGGACCCUGAAGUAUGGAGAAAUAGGAAGGGUUUCUACUCUCAAAAUGUGUUAGGGGUCUGCUCCUUCGACAUGAAGUUCACGUACAUGUUAGCUAGAUGGGAGGGAUGUGUCCAUGAUGCUCAGGUGCUUGCAUCUGCAACGGCGACAUUGGCCAAAAAAUUCCCAUAUCCACCCAACGGUAAAUAUUACUUGGUAGACUCUGGUUACACUAAUAAUGAUUGUUUCUUGGCACCCUACCGGGGGAGCACUUACCACCUUCAAGAGUAUAAGGCAAGGCGUGGUCAUCCUCAAAGUGAGCGUGAGUUGUUUAACUACACGCAUUCGUCCUUAAGGAAUUGUAUCGAGCGCACUUUCGGCGUCUGGAAAGGGUCAAUGAAUGCAUAUACAGUCGUCAAUGUUUUGAAUGCGGCGAAAAAAGCUGCCACACAACCAGAAGAGGAAAAGAAGGGUAGAGGGGACUCGGAUGAAGUCCAGGAUGCAAAAGCCAAUAGAAGCAGACGGUCUCAGGGCCCUAUUACUCGAUCCAAGAAGAAGUGCAAGAAGAAGGCUACAGUUGACGAUGCUAUAGAGGCUUUGGCAAAGAGUGCUACCCUACGCAGUGAGACAUCUGUUCAAAAAGUUGUUUUGUUUCAGCAAUAUUUAGCUGAUAGGCAAGCCCAUACUAUGGCGGCAGCCGAGGCUCAGAAAGAGGAUCCUACUACAAGUAUUGAAACAUGUAUGGAUUUACUGAAUGGGUAUAAUGAGUACUUAGACGACGAUGCGUAUAUUAAGGCAGCAGAGAUAUUGGCUAUUGACAUUUCCUUUAGGAGGAUAUUUGUGAAAAUACCUACUCAUCGUCAUCUUUCAUGGAUUCGAAGCCUGUAAUUUAUUGGAUUAUUUAUUUAUGUUGUUUUCUUUAUUUUUUUCCUCUCAGACUUGUAUUUUUUCUUUAAGUAUUGUUGAAUAUACUGUUGAACUAC